This is a messenger RNA of Ilyonectria robusta, 534 nucleotides long. RefSeq lists its product as uncharacterized. Bases 1 to 534 code for a protein of 177 amino acids. The record is from RefSeq and is a predicted model, not a curated record. The transcript is spliced from 2 exons. Lineage: Eukaryota; Fungi; Ascomycota; Sordariomycetes; Hypocreales; Nectriaceae.
AUGUCUGUCAACAAGAACCCCGAGUCUAUAACACCGGCAACGGGGGAAUUUAGUAGCAGGGUCCCUCGGUCAGAGCCUCUCACAACCAAAGGACACGCUCCUGGCGUCAAGGUAGGCAACGACGCUAAACCUGAGUUCCACCUCGAAACGCACUCCCCCGGCACAGCCCCCGCAGACCGUUCCUUUGCGCCGCAGCCUCAACACGAGAUCCCCGGGCAGGCGCUCAACCCAGACAUGCAAAACGGGACUUCUGUAACGCAGACACUACCCGGCGCUACGUCGGCGGAUGUGCACCAGGGGUACGGACACCCAGGUGAGGGGAUGACGAGCAAGGAGCUUCAUGGAGGCAAGCGCAAGCAUGCCGGCGCUGGUCUCGAGGGUGUGGGUGCGAAUUCUUCGGAUCCCAUUCACGAACGGGGGCUUGAUAUCGACCACGAGAAGGGACAGAGGACUACGUCGGGUAAUACAGAGGAAUGGCAGGUGGCGGAGGAGAGGAUUCCUGUCACCGCGGAGGAGCUUGCCAGCGAGCUUUAA